AUGAACAAUAUGAAUGCUUUCCGAGGAACAGAUGCUGCUUCAGUGAAAUUCAAGAAGGAAUUAGUCCAAUUAGCACCAGGAUAUUACCUCGGAGAUCUCCAUCGUCAUAUUUAUAUGACGGGACAAGACCUAAUACGCGAUGCGGGCACUGCAUAUCAAGAAGCUCUGGCAGGAGAAGAAGAUGCGGCUGAAGAUGUUGAGCCGGUUCACCAGAUGAUACCAUCGAUGCAAUCGUUUUGUGAUCUCAGCGUAACCAAAGAUAUGAUCCGAAGCAGCAGAUCAUCCUUCGAAUUGUCGUGCCGGAAUUGGCUCUCAUCUGCCCGAAUGACAUAUCCGGCAUUUGGUUACUUCGAAUUUGGUUACUCGCCAUUCGGGAAGAUUGACUACGAGUCGUAUUUUCAGAACGACAACGUAAUUGGUAAUGUUAUAACCAUAAACAUUGAAUCUUAUCCAGCCUCUUUAUCAUCUUGGUUACACGUACUACCAAAUAAUUUGGUCGGAGACGGUAGCGAUACCGAGACCCUUAGAGGCACUGAGGAUCAGUUCAGUAGUGAUACUGACAACAAAGGCAUCUACGAUUCCGACGAUAGCAAGGAGAGUGAAAUCAUCAGAAAUUUCGAUGAGCACGACCACCCAGAUUCUGUAUCUCUGAGGUCUCUCGAAAAUCCAAAAUCUCUUGUGAGCAUUGCAUACAUCCCACCUCACAAGAGAGGCGGCCCUGAUAACUCACACUCGCGAUCACAAUCCGACUCGACUGUUCUUCGGUUGAAUAACUUCUCAGGAAGAGACAGAGACAGACCGGGAAAUCAGCCUGAAGACGGUUCACAAUGGCAGGAGAACUCUAGUGUGAGCAGACGACCAUUUACUGGAGGCUCUUACAAGCCGCACUCUAGUCCUUACGUGCCAGCCUCUUUACUUAGUUGUCACACCGGCUUAAUGACACAGAGUGUUCACAGCCGAUCGCUCUCAACCCAGUCAAAUUAUAAGGCGACAGGGCAAGGCACAAAGGCAGUUAGAGACCUUGCCGACAAUCUUAACUGCUCGGUCUUUGUCAGCCAUCUCCCAGAGGAUGUCAAACACAAGGAAAUUUUUGCAGUGAUUAACACCGGGUCCGUAGUAUCCGUUCAUAUCAACGAACCUAUUCCUGGACGUCCGUUUUCCGCCGCUAAGAUCACAUUUAAAUAUCCUGAAGGAGCUGCCCGAUUCAUGGUACUAAUCAAUAGUACCAUGGGUAUUCAAAUUCGCGGCCAUCAUUUGGCUGCCGUCUACAACGACUACGGCAUGGUCAGACACGCGCAGGAACAUCAAAGUCGGGUUAUUCAUAUUCAUGGACCCUAUAAACUCAUGACUGAAAGUUUCUGGAGAAAAUACUUUGGCAAGGUCACGAGAUAUCAACUGGAUCACGUUGCUUAUCUGCCAUUUGACCCAAACAACAAGGUCACAAGGUCUAUGGAGUUUCGCUUUGCCAGAAUCGAAGCACAGGCUCAGUCGAUCUUGAUAGCUAUCAUUCAUGAUCCUCAGUUUGAGGGUAAAGUAUUCUGUAAAUAUGAGCCAGAUCCUUGUGGAAAAGGUUGGGAGACCUUACCUCUUAGAUAA
Botrytis fragariae is the source of this 1596-nucleotide messenger RNA. RefSeq lists its product as uncharacterized. The coding region runs from base 1 to 1596 and encodes 531 amino acids. The transcript has 2 exons. Gene Ontology annotation, molecular function: nucleic acid binding. NCBI's taxonomy places the organism in Eukaryota, Fungi, Ascomycota, Leotiomycetes, Helotiales, Sclerotiniaceae. The record is from RefSeq and is a predicted model, not a curated record.